Capra hircus (goat) is the source of this 1095-nucleotide messenger RNA. Its product is annotated as olfactory receptor 4C6-like. NCBI's taxonomy places the organism in Eukaryota, Metazoa, Chordata, Mammalia, Artiodactyla, Bovidae. The transcript is spliced from 3 exons. Gene Ontology annotation, biological process: G protein-coupled receptor signaling pathway. Gene Ontology annotation, molecular function: G protein-coupled receptor activity; olfactory receptor activity. Gene Ontology annotation, cellular component: membrane. The record is from RefSeq and is a predicted model, not a curated record.
AUGGAAUCUUUUAAGUGUCUCAACCAGCAAGUGUCAGGAAGGAAAGCAGGAGAUACACUGGUGAGAGGUGUUGUAGAGAGAAUCACAAGGAUCAAGCUGUUAUCAGGAUACAAUUAUUAUCAGCUGGUUGUUGUACAGAUGGCUGGAGAAAAAGGGAAUCCCAACAAUGUGACAGAAUUCAUCCUUUUGGGCAUGAUGAAGAAUCCAGAGCUGCAGAAAAUCCUCUCUGCUGUGUUUCUAAUCAAGUAUGUGUUCACCAUUUUGGGAAACUUCCUCAUUGUGGUAACUAUGGUCACAAGUCAGAGUCUGAGAUCACUCAUGUACUUUUUCCCUACCUUUUUACCCUUUGUGGAUGACACCUACUCUUUUGCCAUUGCCCCCAAGAUGAUUGUGGACUCCCUUUCUAAGAGUGACUCCCUCUCUGCCAUCUCCCUGGAAGGCUGCAUGGUCCAGCUCUUCGCUGACCACUUCUUUGGUGGAGUGGGCAUCAGCCUUCUCACGGUGAUGGCCUAUGACUGCUCAGUCACCAUCUGUAAGUCUCUUCACUACAUGACCAUCAUGGGGCCUCAGAUGUGCUGCCUUUUGCUGGGAGUGGCUUGGCUGGGGGUGGGGCGGUGCAUACAUGCAACAAUAUAACUUCUCUUUAUGUAUCAAGUACCCUUCUGUGGCCCUAACAUCAUUGAUCAUUUUACGUGUGAUUUGUUCCCACUGUUGGAACUGGCCUGCAUGGACACCGGCACCCUGGGCCUCUUACUCAUCCUCAACAAUGGGGUGAUGUGUGUCACCAUCUUCCUGAUUCUCGUCACCUCCUACGUGGUCAUUCUCUGCUCUGUGAAGUCCUUCAGCUCCAAAGGGUGGGAUAAAGCCCUCUCCACCUGUGGCUCCCACCUCAUGGUGGUCAUUAUGUUCUUUGUGCCUUGUAUGUUUUUGAAUUUGAGGCCUGUGGCCACCUACCCCAUAGACAAGGUGAUGGCUGUGUCUUUUACCAUCAUUUCUCCCAUGUUAAAUCCCCUUAUCUACACCUUGAGGAACACAGAGGUAAAAAAUGCCAUGAGGAAAUUGUGGAUGAAACAAGGGGCUUUGUGUGGUCAUUAG